Messenger RNA from Lepidothrix coronata (blue-crowned manakin), 1582 nucleotides. It is a transcript of the gene LSAMP, whose product is annotated as limbic system-associated membrane protein. Lineage: Eukaryota; Metazoa; Chordata; Aves; Passeriformes; Pipridae. The transcript is spliced from 8 exons. Gene Ontology annotation, cellular component: neuron projection. The record is from RefSeq and is a predicted model, not a curated record. Bases 1 to 978 code for a protein of 325 amino acids.
AUGCUCUUUCUCUGCUGCCCUUUUUCCUCAGGUCUGCUGGCUGAUAAAAGGAAGAUCUGUGUUAUCAGCCAAGGAGACAGGUGUUAUGUAGAAGACAGAAGCUCCAAGGUGGCCUGGUUAAACCGUUCCGGCAUCAUUUUUGCUGGAGAGGACAAGUGGUCCCUGGACCCUCGAGUAGAGCUGGAGAAGAGAAACCCCCUGGAAUACAGCCUGCGAAUCCAGAAAGUGGAUGUCUAUGAUGAGGGGUCCUAUACGUGUUCAGUGCAAACACAGCAUCACCCCAAGACUGCCCAGGUUUACUUGAUUGUGCAAGUUCCACCAAAUAUCUACAAUAUCUCCUCAGACAUCACCGUGAAUGAGGGCAGCAACGUGACCCUGGUUUGCCUGGCAAAUGGGCGUCCUGAACCUGUCAUCACCUGGAGGCACCUCACCCCAACAGGCAGAGAGUUCGAAGGCGAGGAAGAGUAUCUGGAGAUCCUGGGUAUCACACGAGAGCAGUCGGGCAAGUAUGAAUGCAAAGCUGCCAACGAGGUUGCCUCAGCAGACGUCAAGCAAGUCCGGGUCACUGUGAACUACCCUCCCACCAUCACAGAGUCCAAGAGCAAUGAAGCGGCCACGGGACGACAAGCCUUACUCCGGUGUGAGGCAUCAGCAGUGCCCACACCCGAUUUCGAAUGGUACAGAGAUGAUACCAGGAUAAACAGCGCCAAUGGUCUGGAGAUAAAGAGCACGGGGAGCCAGUCUCUGCUGAUGGUGGCCAAUGUCACUGAGGAACACUAUGGGAACUACACCUGCGUGGCUGCCAACAAGCUGGGAGUCACAAACGCCAGCCUAUACCUUUACAAACGAGUUUUACCCACACUCCCCAAUCCUUUUCCAGGACCCGGCACAGGGAGAGUAGACAACGGCUCCAUGAGUUUGGCCGUCCCACUGUGGCUGCUGGCAGCGUCCCUGCUCUGCCUACUCAGCAAAUGUUAAUACAAAUCAGAAUUAAAAAUAAUAAUAUUAAUAAUAAUUAAAAAAACAACACGACAACGACAACAACACACAAAACAAAAUGCGUUAUACAGGAGACAGAGCGAAGAGAGGGGAGAGAGAAAAAAGGGGGGGGAGAGAGAGAGACGACUGUUUCUUUCACAACUUUUGUGUGUUCAGGAGUGAAGAGGGGGGAGAGGAAAAAUUACAGCAAAGAAGACUCAGCAACAUUUAAUCCAAAACCUGAAAAGCCGGCUGUCAAGUCACUGACUGUCUAGGAGGCAACACGAACCGAGGGAGAGAAUGGGGCACCAGCAAGGAUCGCGUCGCCGGAGGAUGCUGCAAUGUAAACAAUCCAACAAAACCCAUAAAGCCAAUCAAACAGAAGAUCCCUUUUCUUUUCUCUCCUCCUUCCUCUUUUCCAUACUUCCUCACCUUCCUUCCUUCCUUCCUCCUCUUUCUUUCUUUUGCAAAAGAGGUCUUUGCUUCGGUGUCUAUAGCCAUUUAACUUUUUGGAUGCCCUGGAUCAUUUUUGUGAGCUAAUGCUCAGCCAGUUCAUACUUUUGAAAACAAAUUAAAAAAAAAAAAAAAAAAGAGAAAAGAAAAA